Fusarium poae is the source of this 2100-nucleotide messenger RNA. RefSeq lists its product as uncharacterized. NCBI's taxonomy places the organism in Eukaryota, Fungi, Ascomycota, Sordariomycetes, Hypocreales, Nectriaceae. Gene Ontology annotation, molecular function: RNA polymerase II cis-regulatory region sequence-specific DNA binding; zinc ion binding; DNA-binding transcription factor activity, RNA polymerase II-specific. Gene Ontology annotation, cellular component: nucleus. The coding region runs from base 1 to 2100 and encodes 699 amino acids. The transcript is spliced from 2 exons. Gene Ontology annotation, biological process: positive regulation of transcription from RNA polymerase II promoter by galactose; DNA-templated transcription. The record is from RefSeq and is a predicted model, not a curated record.
AUGUUUACAACUUUCGACAUUUCAACUUCAAGUUCGCUGUCCAACGGGAAGCUUCUGUCCCCGCCGACGUCACAACCCCGCCCCAAGAGAGCUCAAGUCUCACGCGCCUGUGAUUGGUGUCGAUUGACUCGUGUAAAGUGCGAUUCUACUCGACCCUGUCGCAAUUGUAAGCAAGCCAAGAGAGAAUGCGUAAACUCGGGUCGUGAUGACUUCAAGAGUGUUGCUGCGGCUACAAAGGAGGUCCAACGAUUGAGAACCCAGGUCCAGGAAUUGGAGAACAAACUGUUGAGCCCCUCUCUUUCAUCUGGGAGAGGUGACAACGGUCGCAGACAAUCACAAAGAUGGAAGGGUGUUCGGAUCAAUGGCGUCCAGUAUGGACCAUCUUCACUCACGUAUUUCUCUCAUCGACUGUCAGCAUUCAUUGAGACGGAUUUAGAGCCAGAUGCUUCAUCAAAGUCACACCCAUCACCUCCAUCAACGCCGUCCAACUGUGACCGCCUUCAGCGUGAGCAACAAGACGCAUUGCUCGAUCUUUACUGGCAGGGCUACCACGCCAUUUAUCCUGUGCUCGAAGAAGCUGCGUUCCGACGACAUUACGAUUCUCUAUGGCAUGGAAAUAUGAGGCAGGCAUGUCCAUUAGUCGACAUUGUGAUUGCGCUAUGUAUCCAAUUCGGCUCCUCUUACACAGCCAACGACACUCUGGUCAUGCCUGAUCAGCCUGGAUACGACUUUUACCUUCAAGCACAGCAGUCCUUAAGUUCUAGCUUGGAGACGCCGACAUUAAUAUCAGUUCAGUGCUAUUUUCUUAGUGCCAUAUACCUCUUGGCCUUCAAACAAAUCAAUUCGGCUCACAUGAUGAUGCGGUCAGCAAUAGCAGCAGCCGAAUCCCUUGGCCUUCAAUUUGAUGACAAUGGUGAUGACACUGUCAACACUGAAAUGCCGUCGACAAGCGUGGGUCAUAGACUAUGGCGAUGUUUGGUCACAUUAGACACGCAAAUCUCUCUGGAUUUGGGUCGUCCUUUUGCAAUAGCAAGCAUUCAAUCACACGAUCAAGAAGAACCAGAAUCUGACGAGGUUGCCCAACUUGCUGGUCCAAACUUUGACUUUUCUGGGUCAUCCGACAUCAACUGGCUUCGUUUUGUACACGAGAGGCAAAGUCUAUUUCAGAUCGUUCGCGAAAUUCAUACUGAAUUAGCGGCAGUGUUGGAGGGCACCCUUGAGGAAACCCAACAGACAGACUUUUACCAACAUGCUGCGUCGCGCGAGAGAUGCGCAAAGUACCUGUACGGACAGCUCAAACGUCUCAAAGCUUGGGUUGAGGAACUGCCAGAAAAUCUCAAAACACCGAGGGUACAGGGUGUACCAUUCUCAGUCGAUCGAUCCAAACUCAACCUUAGCCAGACAGAUCCCCUAUGGCUACAAAGGCAACGGUUGGUGCUUGAACUGGAUUAUCACUCUCUGGUCAUCAUGCUCACGAGAACUUUCAUCUCUUUUCUGCCGACACCAGCCCUCGGGACCUUUAACAGCGACAAUCACUGCAUCAUGGCUGUAAACUCUGGCAUCAUGAUGACACUAAUGCUACAACAGAUUCUCGGUGGUUCGGAAAUUCUUGCCGGCUUCUUUCAAGUUGUUAGCUGGCAACGUACGGCAACAUUCACUCUAGCUGGCUUCGCUUGCGGCUAUCCCAUAUGCCCGUUGUCUCCUAUAGCACGCAAGACAUUACCACGAGCUGCACGAGUCUUUGAGAUGUCUGGUAGUUGGGAAGACGCACAGUUGACUGACAGCCUCAAGACAAAGUGCUUCGAGAUAGUACAGGUUUUCUGCACUAGAAUUGGUAUAGCUACGCCUGCGACGACACCAGCCGAUACCGACAAGGAUACAGAGAGUGUAGAUGAAUCAAUGGAGCCGAGUAGCUACCAGGUCAUGAGUAUCGGGGAGGAAGCUUUGGCUAAUGCUGGUUUCGACAGCAUACUGGACAGUGACCUGUGGGUAUCAGACUCGCCAGGUGGGCUUUUAUGGGGUGACUUGAUGAAAGAUUUAGACUCGGGUUUGGCGUCGUCACUAGGUCAUUUUGGAGUACGGGAUCGAGACAAUGUUUAA